Molecule: messenger RNA, 2694 nt
Organism: Neohortaea acidophila
Lineage: Eukaryota; Fungi; Ascomycota; Dothideomycetes; Mycosphaerellales; Teratosphaeriaceae
Product: Smg-4/UPF3 family-domain-containing protein
Exons: 3
Coding region: 1-2358 (785 amino acids)
Biological process (GO): nuclear-transcribed mRNA catabolic process, nonsense-mediated decay; positive regulation of translation
Cellular component (GO): nucleolus; cytoplasm
Molecular function (GO): mRNA binding
Source: RefSeq, a predicted model, not a curated record
AUGCAUGCGCGAGAGUCCUCUCCUUGCUCACCAGACAUAGCGCGUCAACCGAUUGGUAGGAGGCUGAGGAGGCCGAAUCGGGCAGGUAGAUUUACUUCCGGCUCGGCCCACCUGGCGAACCCUAAGCUCCUAACCCUAGCAACUGCCUCCAUCUUCGACGACACUUUCCAACAAAAGGUAGCCACGACAACCCCAACACCCCCACCGGCUCCCGCGGUCAACAUGCCGCCAAAGAUCGUAGCGAAGCCCGCCGACCGCACAGGCGGAGUCUUGCCGGUCAACGCAGCAGCGCGAGCGAAAGCAAACCGAGCACCUGCGAUCCGAUUGAAGCUCGAAGUGCGCCGUCUCCCUCCCGGUCUGACGCUGGUGGAGUUUGAAGAGAUCUUGGGAGAAGAAUGGAAACUGGGCAACGGCAAGGUGGACUGGAGGGAAUAUCGACAGGGCAAGCUGCGGCCUGCUGGUUCGGGCAAGGUGCUCGAGCAGAGCCGGUGCUAUUUGCAUGUGGUGAAUGAGGCAUGCGUCAAGGAGUUCGAGACGCGCUUUCUGGAUGUCGCGUUCCAGGAUAAGGCGGGGACGUGGAAGAGCGCGGAGUUGAAGAACCUUUCCCCUGCUCUGGGCUUUGCGCCGAACCAGCGCACGCCGCUGCAGCAUCCCAAACAAAAGGCGGAUGUGCGGCAGGGGACGAUUGAUCAGGAUCCGGAUUUCAUGUUGUUUCUCGAGGCGGAGACACAGCCGAUUGUCAAGCCGCCUUCGCUUGAUACUGUUGGGUUGGAGAAGGCGGGCGAGAAGAAGGAGAUCAAGACUACACCGCUCAUUGAGGAUUUGAGGGAGAGGAAGGCGAAUAAGGCGAGAGCUGCGCAGGCUAAGGCGGAGAAGGAUAGGAAGGGUGCGAAGGGCAAAGAGUCUGCUGGCAAAGACGGCGGGAAAGACGGACAGCAGGGGAAAGUCGAACAAGCAGCCAAGGAUGCGGUAAAGGUAUUGAACAAGCAGGCUGGCAAGCAGCAGCAACAACAGACACCACAGGGGAAGGGCGCUUCUCCGACGAAAGGAAGGAAAGCAGCGGCUAUGGCUACAAAACAACAGCAGGCUACCUCGUCCCAAGCCACGCCAGCUGCACCAGCUUCUGCCUCGCCGCGGACGGGUCCGAAUACAAGACAGAGAGGCAACGCAGAGGGCAUUAAGAAGAUGCUUCAAAAGGAUCUCGGGAUCAAGCCGAAACCUUCGCAGACACAAAGCCCAACAUCGGCUACUUCAGCAACACCAGCAUCAGCAACAACACAGACCGGCCCAACCACAUCCACCGCUGCAUCAACAUCCACACCCACGCCCUCGGACUCCAAACAACAACCACAACAACCAACCCAACCCCAAACAAAAGCCUACCUCAAACACGCCAACCCCUCGCAGGGCAUGACAGAAAUGCUCAUCCAACAAGCCCUAUCCAACGCUUUCGGCGAAGUGCUCAGCGUGACCAUCGAUCCGCGCAAGGGAACCGCCAUCGCCACUUUCAAAUCCCCUGAAGGCCUGAAGAAGGCGCUCGAGGCGAAGCAUGUGCCUGUUGCGGGUGGGGCGGUGGAGGUUUUGGAGUUCAGGGAUAGGGGUGGUGCGGCGGGGUCUGGGGGACGGUGGAAAUGCACGCUGAUUCAUUCGGCCAUGAUUGGGCGUGCACGUGCUACCAAGCUUUGGUCAUGUGAAAAAGUGGAGACGCGCACUUCUCAUCUCUCAACUUCCUUCUCCUUCCAACCACGGCUUUUUCUGUCCAUGCACGACUUGAUGGGAAGCCGCGACAUCAUGGCGGAACACGACGCAGUGGAAGGCCACGACUCGAACAAAGACUGCGACUCAAACAAAGACCGCGACUCGGACAAAGGCCAUGACUCGACUGAAAGCAGCCCAGUGACUCGCAAGAAGCAGCACAGGGCAGGGAGGAAGAAGAAGACGUUGAAGAAGUGGAUGCAAUCUCUCCCACAAGAGCUCUUCGAUAAGAUCUACGACCUCACGUUCAAGCUACCGGCCCCAGGUGUUCGCGAAAUCGACGAGGAGUACACACCACCGGUCAUGCUUCAAAUUUCGACAGAGACGAGGGAUGCGUUCGCCAAAGCAUACUACGGCAACGGAUCGCAGUUUCGCGUCAAACAAGCCAUCGCAAAGAAAUGGUUGACAUCUCUUCUCCACAGACCUACGGAUCUCACCCUCAUACUCAAACUCGUCGUUCGUUUGCCCGAGUCGCUCAUUCCCUCCUCAUGGUAUUCCUCCACUGCCCUUCAUUGGGGUGUCCUGGAAUUCUGCACCGGGAAAGGUUGGGAAGAAUUCCUUCAGGAAGUUGCGCGAACUGGAGAAGAGGAAGAUUUGAUAUGAUAUAAGUCCAGCCUUUUCGACUAGAGGUACCAUGCUACGCCCAAUACCAGCGCUCGCGCCUACCUCAGGGCAGUCCUUCCCCUGUUGGAACUACGAUUCGACCAAGGCGUUCAGACUGUUGACAGAAGAUCUGAUCUCGGGGCGGAGGUUCUCGUUCAACGGAGACAAUAACCAGAAGGUGGAUAGUGAGGUGAUAGCCUGGGCGGAGGGACUCGUGGGGACGUGGAGAUACGUGGUUCACUUUGCAGACAGUGACCUUGUGUCACGCGUCAGACAAAACAUGAUCAUUUGAAAUAGUGGGGCUUAUAUGUGCUUUCUCUCUCACCUUCUUCUCAC